CUUGGAGGAAAGCUUUUGGUUGCGUGGGUGCUUACUGGCCCAAUUUAACCUUCCCUUCCGCGAACGCGAGACACAAUCCAGACCUCAAUUGCAUGACGAAACAUCCGCGGAGCAGUUGCGACGCAUUUUGUGCAAAAGAAAAAUCCAUAAAUUGAUUGAGAAACGUUAAGGAAAAUCCAGGAAAAUGCUGCUCUCCACUGGAAAAUUGCAAUGCUGUUGCCGUCGCUUCUGGGACUUCCUGAUGGCACCACUAACACCAAAGAAUCUAAGGACAACGGCCAUGCUCACCAGCAUAUUUCAAUUGCUGGUUGCCCAUUGUAUUUUGUUCUUCAUGCUACUCUGCCUGGCCCAUGCGGAGCAGAUCCAUCGGUUGCUUGAAUUGGACAUACUGGAUCAGAAGGAUAGUGGCUUCUACACUAUGGCACCCUUUCACAACGAUCUGAGACUCCGGUCGGCGGCCCAGCUGUCCGAUGCCAUGGAGAAUUUCCUGUACGUGAUGGUUGGUGUCUCUUCAGCCUAUGCUCUGUGCGCCAUCUCCCUGUUCUUUGGAGUCUACAAGAGCCGACCGGGCUUGAUCAUACCUUGGCUGGUCGCAGAGUUCCUGUGCAUCGUGGGCAUCGGUGUGCUAAUCUUCAUGCUGAGGGAUACGAAGCUUACAAUGAUCUUUUGCGGAAAUGUGCCCUACUUUAUCAUCUGCUAUACUUUGCUCAGCAUGGACUGCAUCAAGUGGUAUUCGAUGCACAGCUUCUAUCAGAGUUUGCGCACCAUGAACAAGCUGAGGGAGAUUGCCACAGUGGCCAUUCCCUGUCCAGCUCCAGGAGCCAUUCCCUAUCACUUCCGUCGCGAGCACAUGUAUUUGGGCAGCAAUGGCUAUAAGCAUAUACUCACCGAAUCACCAGAUGGACAGUGCUAGAUCCAAGUAUCAAUCGAAACUCCUGGCUAAUGGAUCCAACUAAACGAGCGUUAAACAAGUUCUCAAACUUCCCUAUCAGGUGUCUGGGAAGUUGUAUUACAAAUUCUGGUUUUUCUUUUUGUUUUUUUCUUUCAAAAUGUGUGUGAUAUGGAAACAGCAGAGUACUAUUUUAGAUAGCCAAUGGAUCGAGAGGCCUAUUAAUACAUACAUAUACCAUAGCCCCUUGACGGUGCAUAAGGGGUGUGUGGAUCCCACGAUCAACUAUCGAUCAGCCAUAUCUUUUGUUGGCAACUUCAUAAACUAUUUUUAUGCAGUAGUGCUUGGCGAAUUAGACGCCCAUAAAUCUAAUCCGUGUAGUUUGUGAAUCGUCGUUACUUAAACUUCAGCACUUAAUUAAAGUUCUAAAAUAGAGGAAA
Molecule: messenger RNA, 1329 nt
Organism: Drosophila persimilis
Lineage: Eukaryota; Metazoa; Arthropoda; Insecta; Diptera; Drosophilidae
Exons: 4
Coding region: 185-913 (242 amino acids)
Source: RefSeq, a predicted model, not a curated record